Lolium rigidum is the source of this 1039-nucleotide messenger RNA. RefSeq lists its product as uncharacterized. Bases 1 to 921 code for a protein of 306 amino acids. The record is from RefSeq and is a predicted model, not a curated record. The transcript is spliced from 2 exons. NCBI's taxonomy places the organism in Eukaryota, Viridiplantae, Streptophyta, Magnoliopsida, Poales, Poaceae.
AUGCCCGCACAACGGCUGCCCCUCCUCCUCAAGGUCGCCGCCGCGGCCGCCGCCGGCGCAUUGGCGAUCGUCGCCGCGACGCGCCUCCUGAGGGAUGACGCCGUGUCCUCCCUGCGCCGGGACAUCCGCGACGCCGUCGCCGCCCUCGCCCCCAGCGACGAGGACGGCGCCGACGACGACAAGGGAGUCCACGACGCCCCGGCGCCGUCCGUGCUGAUCACCGGGUUCCGCGCCCACGGGAAGAGCUCGCUGGUGAACACGGCGUGCCGCGCGCUCGCGGGCGAGGAGGGCCCGCUGCUGCUGCGCGCGGAGGCGUCGCCUCCCGGCGGCGGGUCCGACGGCACCAGGAAGCGGCUCAGGGUCAAGGCGGUGGUCGGCGGGACGGACGGGGAGAUGGGCGCGGAGGAGGCGGCGGUGGAGCUGCUGGACGCGCCGCCGCUCCCCGAGGCCGCCAGGCUGACGAGGGAUGACAUCACCGCGGCCAUCGGCGAAGGGAGCCCGGAGUGCGUGGUGCUGGUGCUGCGCUGCGACGCGCCCAGCAAGGAGCGGAACGCGGCCGUCAAGCGCCUGCCGGAGAUCUCCGCCGCCGUCAGGGCCAAAGGGCUUAAUUUGAUAAUUGUAUUGACUUUUAAGAAGGCUAUGCGAUCAGUACGGCAAGCUGAAGAGCUUCUAAGAGAAGUUUCGUUCAGGGCCAGAACAGACUGUGUAUACUUCAUUGAGAACUACACCUGGAGCAACAAUGGGCCCAAUCUUCGCCACCCUCCUAUGAUAAAGAACGACUUUGCGACACAUUUCACUGUGCUGACUAUCAUUCGGCAAUGUCUGGAGUUCAUCAAGCUAAACAGGAGUCAGUCCAAGGAGAAGGACGUCAAGCCGCUAAACCAACAGGCAGAUGCUAAAACAGUUCCCAAAGUUAAAUGACUCAAAUGUAACGCAUUUCAAGAGACUGAUUCACACAGGUACGAUGUAUCCUUGGCGCUGACAUAGUCUGACAAUCUAUACAAAAUGUACAUUCAUUAUAUAUGUGAUGUUAUAGGCC